This is a messenger RNA of Egretta garzetta (little egret), 3609 nucleotides long. RefSeq names its product dual specificity phosphatase 22 (gene DUSP22). Lineage: Eukaryota; Metazoa; Chordata; Aves; Pelecaniformes; Ardeidae. The record is from RefSeq and is a predicted model, not a curated record. Gene Ontology annotation, cellular component: cytosol. Gene Ontology annotation, molecular function: protein tyrosine/serine/threonine phosphatase activity. The coding region runs from base 1 to 771 and encodes 256 amino acids. The transcript has 10 exons. Gene Ontology annotation, biological process: positive regulation of JNK cascade; transforming growth factor beta receptor signaling pathway; regulation of cell population proliferation.
AUGCCCGGGCACCCGCACGCCGGAGAGGGCAAGCGGGAGGCGGCUGCGGCGGCAGCUCCGGCGCCCAAGCUUUGCUGUGAGCGUGGCCUCCGACAAAGCGGAGGAGAAGAGCUAGAAAUAGCUGCUCACAAGUUGCCCAAGUCAGACAUCCUUGCCCCUGGAAGUCAGAUUCUGCCUGGCUUGUUCAUUGGCAACUUUAAAGAUGCCCGAGAUGUAGAGCAAUUGAGUAAGAAUAACAUUACGCACAUUCUUUCAAUCCACGACAGUGCCCGCCCUAUGCUCGAGGUAAGAGUGAUGUAUCUGUGCANUCCUGCUGCUGACUCACCCUCACAGAACUUGGCAAGGCAUUUCAGAGAGAGCAUCAAAUUUAUCCAUGAGUGCCGGCUUACAGGUGAAGGCUGCCUAGUUCAUUGCCUUGCAGGUGUCUCCAGGAGUGUAACAUUGGUGGUUGCCUACAUCAUGACCAUCACAGACUUUGGUUGGGAAGAUGCACUGUCUGUUGUCCGUGCAGCAAGGUCCUGUGCCAAUCCUAACAUGGGUUUCCAGAGGCAGCUACAGGACUUUGAAAAACAUGAUGUUGAUCAGUUCAGGCAGUGGCUGAAAGAAGAAUAUGGGGAAAACUCUUCUCAGGAUCUGCAAGAAGCCAAACAUCUUCUGAGCAAAUAUAAAGAGCAGGCAGAAUUGCAGCAGAAUACUGGAGGAAGACAGUGGAAUAACAACUUCUCAUCUGUGCCGUCUCUGUCAUACAGCAACUACACAACAGAGACCUAAUCGUAGGAGGUUGAUUUUUUUUUUCUUUCUACCUUUGAAAAACAUCUUGCCAUAAUUUCCAUCCCAUCUUCGAGACUCUCAGCUGUAAUCAUUCAAACAGUUGAUUUGUAGAAUACUUCUUGAUGAAAAUACUACAUUAUGUGUGUGUGUAUAUGAGUGUGUUUGACACAGUUUUGUAAGUUGGGCAGGAUCAAGCUCUCUGUAUGCCCAGAGACAUGAUCCAGUUACUGUGGCUGAGCCAGUGUGUCAACCAGCCGCAGCUAUUAUCCCCUUAUGCCCACAUUGCCCGGCAUUUGCUGUGAGGUUAGCUCAACUCCUUUCAUUGUAGGCUAGCAAAGGGCUCUGAGAGAUGAAGUCUGGUGAUUCAAGCUGUGGCAGUUUGACAUCUCCGCACUAUUAACGUGGCAAAGAUGUUAUCGCACCUGAAGAAGAGACCUCGGGUCUGUGUCUCUGCUGCUCCUGUUCACAGUCCAUUGGCAAGUAAUACCGUGGAGGUGGGCUUGAACUUCAAUGCUAGGCUGCAAACUGGAGCAGGUGAGAUAUGGGUACACGUACCUUCCUACCAACAGUAGCAUCUAGGAGAGAAGUGAGCCAGACAGCUCUGAGUAAUAACAUCUUCAACUGCCACGGUUGUACUUGCUUCAGUGCACGUGAGACAGAGCUGUCGGGAGAACUGCCGCAGACCAAGAGCACAGAGACUGUUACCACAGCUCAGCUGAUGUGCAGUGAUUUAAGCCGUGGUCCCUUGAUUGUGCAUCUGGUCUCCCGACAUAAGCUUCUCUGGAGAGUAGUUUUAUCAGGUCUCCAGUGCUGCUGAACUUCAUUCCCCGUGGAACAUGUGCCUCUUCAACACACGCCCCUGCGCACAUGAUAACGUGUCUCCAAAGAGUGGGCUCGGUGUGAGUGCGAGCACCUGUUUCUUUGCUUGUGCUGUGGUUUGCUCUUUGACUUCAGCUACCUCAAAAAUGCUGUUCUUGUCAUUGUGGUUGUAAAUGCAACCUUGAAAAUUGCCUUCUGUAAUCUUAAUCUGACACUGAGUGAAGUAAGUGGAUGCAUGUGCACAUGAGACUGUGCGUGUGCAUGUAUUUCACAAAUGUCUGUAUUUGAGAAGUUUAUUGUUUUCUUUUAAGAUUGCCCAUAUUUCUCACUGGUUUAAAAAUUGAGUUGUUUGAAUUCAAGUUUCUGCCAUUUUAAAGCCACUGUAUAUUUUGCUGUGAUCAGAUUUGUAGGAAUGCAUUUGUAAAAUAUGUUUUAAACUAGGUUAAAGAUAGGGGCCAUACUCUGAUCUCAGUAAUGUUUUGUGUUUCUGGAAUGGAGCCAUUGCCUGACUCAAGCGUAUUCUAAAAGUGUAAUUUCAAAUAUGUCACCAGGGAUGCUGGGCAGUGUACUGAUUUCCGAUGGUGUAAUGGGGGGUGGCACUGAUGCCAAGAUCAUGAUUUCUUGUCUUUGACUCAGAGGAUGGAAGGCCUAUUUUUCUUGAAGAUUCCAGAAAAUAAAAAAUACCUCCCAAACAGACAGGAUACAAAACCAAAAUGUGGUGUAUAUCAUGCUAAAAGCUGAGUGCUGAGCAAGAAGCAGUCUGCAUACUAAAUAGACUGUUGUCUCUCUCAAUUUCUUCGGUACUCUGACCUCCCAUCCCUUCACAAGCUCCCUCUCCGUGUGAUUUCCUGCUUGCUCUGGGUGGCAGUGAAUUCUCUGGAUGGGAGCAAGGCUUUUAGGGUCAAGUAAGCUCUGGCUGUUAAAUAUCUGUUGUUAAGUAUCUUCAAAAAAAUGUGUUAUGGCCUGUGAAAUACAGAUCUUGCAUAUCAAUAAUUGCCAAAAAGGAAAAAAGGGAAUGGGGUGGAACUGGCCUGACCGUUUCACCUGAGUCCAAGCCUGCAUCAGGGUUCUCAUUGCACUGAGUGCUUUCAGCGUACUGAACACGGCGGGAGUGGGAUAAUCAUGUCUGUGAUGCAGUAAGGGAUGCUGUUGGAUUUGGAAAAGGUGCUGGAACUUUGUUUUCAAACUUGUAGCUAAAUGAACCACUGCCUGUUUGGUAUGUGUUUGCCUGGUAAGAGAAGUAUUUAGCUGCUCUUAAGGAUGUCGAUCUGCAAAUAAUUGGCUGUGUAGGAAUUCCAGCACAGCAGUGCCCACGUUGGCAGUCCUCGCUGUGCUCUAAGGGUAGAUGUGGUAAUUGGAAAAUGCUUUCCUCGGUAACAGGGUCUGACAGGCGUUCAGGAUGCUGGUCCAUUUGUUCAACCCUCUACUCGUAAUAGAUUACGUAGCUCAACUUCAGUCCAUCCCCAAAGGACAGCUUUGUCAGAAGCAUUCUGCCUACGCUCUUGCAGGUAACCAGUCAGUCCAUCCUGUAGCUGACUGCCAGCUCUGUGUAUCCCGUAACACUUUUGGCACUCUGGCCCUUGCGGUCGUAACCCCGUGAGUGCUGGUAAGUUGGCAAGUCUUUUUUCUGGUCGGACAAAUACAAGGCAGAAUGGGAGACGUCUGUUAAUGUUUGCGUGUCCAAGAUUAUUCCAUACUGGAUUUUUUAAAUAGUUUGAUUAUCUCCAAAGACUCAGUCCCACGAAUAGGAUUUUUUUUUUUUUUUUAGAACUGAAUUUAGCUUUAGGGCCAUAUAGCCACAUCAAUGUGCAUUAUGCUGCAGCUCAAAAGCAGAUACAGGGUAAAGCAGGAAGACGGAGGGAGUGCCAUAUUGUCAGCAAGUGGAAGUGCUUCUCUCUUUUAAAAAUACAGAAGAGGUAUUUUCUGUAGUUUCUUGCUUCUACAUCUUGUUUUAGUGGUCCAUAUGUACUGCAUACGGCAUUUAAGAGUGGCAAAAGAGCAAUAGCAGUCUAAGAAAAC